Molecule: messenger RNA, 2267 nt
Organism: Paramormyrops kingsleyae
Lineage: Eukaryota; Metazoa; Chordata; Actinopteri; Osteoglossiformes; Mormyridae
Gene: irx2a
Product: iroquois homeobox 2a
Biological process (GO): cell development; regulation of transcription by RNA polymerase II; neuron differentiation
Cellular component (GO): nucleus
Molecular function (GO): DNA-binding transcription factor activity, RNA polymerase II-specific; RNA polymerase II cis-regulatory region sequence-specific DNA binding
Source: RefSeq, a predicted model, not a curated record
CUUCCUUUAACUCCUCACUCCAUGCUUCUGAGUACUAAAAAACAUCGGGCAGGCGCUAGGGGAUCCGGACGGUGCCUCUAUGCAGGCGCUGUGCUGAGCUGCUGCGGCUGGCCUUUUUUUUUUUCCUUUUUUUUUUUUUUUUUUAAAGUUUACCUCGCUGAACUGAUAUCUUUUGAGUCGCGUUUCUUUAUUUUUUAGGGAGCAAAGGCAGAGACACACACACGCACACACAGGCACGGCGAUGUCGUAUCCUCAGGGUUACCUCUACCAGCCCCCAGGCUCUUUGGCUCUGUACUCGUGCCCGGCUUAUGGGGCUUCGGCACUGGCUGCUCCGAGGAGUGAGGAAUUGGCGAGAUCUUCGUCUGGAUCAGCCUUCAGCCCUUAUCCAGGAUCGGCUGCUUUUACGGCUUCGGCUGGUGGCUUUUCAAAUCCGCUGUCGUACCCCGCAGACCAUUCCACGGGUUUCCCGUCCUAUAUGGGUUCUCCGUACGACCCACACACAACUGGCAUGGCAGGGGCAAUUAGUUACCAUCCAUAUGGAAGUCCUGGAUACCCGUACCAGCUUAACGACCCGGCUUACCGGAAAAACGCGACGAGAGACGCGACCGCCACCCUCAAAGCCUGGCUGCAGGAGCACAGGAAAAACCCUUACCCCACCAAAGGGGAGAAGAUCAUGCUGGCUAUAAUCACUAAGAUGACCCUAACUCAAGUCUCCACCUGGUUCGCCAAUGCCAGGAGAAGACUGAAGAAGGAGAACAAGAUGACAUGGGCGCCUCGGAAUAAAAGCGAAGACGAGGAUGAGGACGAGGGGGAUGGUGAACGGAAGGAGGAUCGGGCGGACAAACAAUUCGACAACAGCGAAACUUCGGCUGAGGAUGAAGGUAUUAGUUUGCACGUUGAUACUCUCACAGACCAUUCUUGCUCUGCGGAAUCCGACGGGGAAAAGGUGGCUUGCAGGACUGGGCAGACGGUUUGUGAGCCUGGAGCAGAUACUAAGGACAAAUGCGAGGAUGACGAUCAAGAUACAGAGAACGACGGGGCCCCGCGAGGCGUCUCACCCCAGCCGGUGACCUCGUCGCCGCUGACGGGGACGGAGGCCCCGCUUUUAAACCACAGCCACGAGGACUCGACCAGAACCAGUAGCAAAGCAAGCCUCGAAAGCAGAGUCCCUUCAGGUCAACAGAAUCAACCCAUCAAACCCAAACUGUGGUCUUUAGCAGAGAUUGCCACUUCGGACCAGAAGCAGCACCUGGGACAAAACUGCCCUUCAGCCCUUCUGUCAACGACAUCGGCAGCGUCCCCGGCCAGCACCGUUUAUCCUGCCUCGUCCAUGUUGGCAAGGCCUAUUUAUUACACGUCUCCGUUUUACACUAAUUAUACAAACUAUGGCAACUUCAGCCCUUUGCAAAGCCAAGGAAUCCUGCGGUACAAUUCAGCCGCCGUGACUGCUAACGAGGGGCUCGCCCAGACUGUACUCAGCACGGGCCCCCUGCACAAACAGGCCAAUGAAUCCCCGCUAAAAAGUAACGCAAACCAGCUCGAGCACCACUUCAGACCCUCUAACUUAGAACCCAAGAAAGACGCCAUUGACGCGCGCGCAGUAGAAGCCCAACCAUACCUCUCAAGUUAAAAAAGAUUGCGCAAGUAGGUGUCACAAUUGCUUUGAAAAAAAGCGAGCAAGCCAUCAUUUCUUCAUCGUUUUAAACGAAACUAUUAUUUAUACUGGAUUCAGCCCUGAGCUGUAGGCGGUGACUACAGCGUGUUAUAGAUUGAUAGUGAAUAGACAAAAAUACUUAAAUAAGAAUGAAAUUUAAAAAUCAUCGUUUAAUUUCACUUCAAUUUUAAAGGAAUGUGCAUUUGUUGGUGAAGUAGAUUUCCCAAUGUAUGUGAAUUUGGAAAAAAGUUAUUUCUCAGGAUUCUAUAUUGCUUCAUUGCCACGGUAUAUAUUGUAUACUAUAGGUGUGAAAAUAGUUAGCAUUAAGUAACAUUUUGUAAAGAUGUAUCAUGCAGAAGAAAUGAGACUGAUUAACUUGGACUUAAAGUGGAAUACAUUUGAUAUUUAUUUUUGUAACGAUGGCAAAAGCCCAUAAUUUAUGCAAGUUGUAUUGCAAUGGAAUCUGAAUAUUGUUUUGUAAAUAAAUAAUGACUGGAUUUUUAUUUGAAAUGUUAUAGAACGUUACACAAUCUUUGUUGGUUGUUAACAGAAAUACUUUUACUAAUUUAUAUCGGUGAUUGUAAAUAAAACAGGCUGGUAUAUACUGGCAAAA